Molecule: messenger RNA, 2628 nt
Organism: Arachis stenosperma
Lineage: Eukaryota; Viridiplantae; Streptophyta; Magnoliopsida; Fabales; Fabaceae
Exons: 5
Coding region: 188-964 (258 amino acids)
Cellular component (GO): mitochondrion; nucleoplasm
Molecular function (GO): cadherin binding
Source: RefSeq, a predicted model, not a curated record
UUUGGUAAAAAAAAAAAGAAGUUAAUACUACCUUUUAAUCCUUUUUUAUUCAAUUGAAAAAAAUUAUGCGAGGAUUGAAUGAGUGGAAGGACUGAAGGACCUGAAUCAUUAUCAGUGGUGAUUAGUGAGUGAGAAUUUGCGAGUUGGCGACGAGUUACCGAGUUAGGUUUUGAAAACUCGCUCAUCCAUGGCUCGGAGCUUGUCUCGUUCGCGUUCACCUUCCCACAGAAGAAGAUACUCUCGUUCCCCUGUUUCUCACCGUCAUGCUCACUCUCACUCUCGAAGGGAUCGAACAUCCUCAAGGCGAAGAAGCCGAUCCCCUAGCCACAGGCGCCGCAGAAGCAGAACGCGGUCACCGUCUUCGCCGAGGCGCCGCAGAAGGCACAGAAGCAGAAGUACUUCCUCGCCCUCUCCUCCUCCUCCUAAAUCGCGCAGUCCCAGUGUCGUUGCGAACCAUCACAAGCUCAAAAAAGACGAAGAAGAAAAGAGAAGCAGGCGUCAACACGAGGAGGAAUUGAAAAAAUUAGAGGAAGAGACCGCAAGAAGAAUCGAAGAAGCAAUUCGAAAAAAUGUUGAGGAGAAGCUUGAUUCAGAGGAAGUUAGAUUGGAAAUAGAAAGGCGCAUAGCAGAGGGUGUGAAGAAAUUGUUUGAUGAUGUUGAAGUUCAACUUGAAAAGGAAAAGCAAGAUGCUCUUAAUGAGGCUCGAAGGAAAGAAGAACAAGCUAGAAAAGAGAGGGAAGAGCUGGAUAAGAUGCUUGAAGAGAAUAGGAGGAGGGUGGAAGAGGCUCAGAGAAGAGAAGCCCUAGAGCUGCAACGAAAGGAUGAGGAACGGCAGAGAGAAUUAGAGAUGAUCCAGAGACAGAAAGAGGAGGCUGCUCGGAGAAAGAAGCUGGAGGAGGAAGAAGAACAUGCCAAUCGAAUGAAUUCGUUAGGUGCUAUGCUCAAUUUUAUUUGUGUUGCAUGACAACACUACUGUCCCCCGGCUUGGCUGGAAGCUACACCUAGCUGGUUUCAAAUUUUAGUUUGGAGGCAGUAGCUGGUAACCAAAAAUAUACCAUAGGUCUUGUGUUAAGAUAUGAGAAAUACUCGUCGUCUUGUAGUGUGUCAAAAUUAUCCAUAGCCACUUGCUUUUGUUCUUUGAAUAAUUUUCAAACAUUAUACACAUAUAUGAAAUCGAGUGGUUGAAAUUUGGAAAUCUUUCUUGGCAUAUAUCAAACUUUCUCCUGUGGGAUACAAGUGUUUCUUGUAGGGCAGAAGCAUGUUUUCUAGACCUACCAAAACUAUGAAGGAGCAAAGGAAAAUACAACAGCCAAAUAAUCCCCCUUUUCUUUGACAGGCCAGUACUGUUUCACAAUGAAAGGUCAACAAUUGGCUUUGAAUAAUAGAAAAUCAAAACCUAGUUGCACUGUUAGAAGCCUUGUUAUCUAAACUUAUUAAGAGUGCAAGUAAUUUUUAUGGUGAAUUUCUUGGGAGGACAAUUAUAUGCAACCUGUGCAUGUAGCGUAUUUGAAUUAGGGUUGUGAUAUUUGUUAUCUAGAAAGGUCAGACAUAUAAGUGCACCAGCUUAGAAAGUUUUCCAUGUUUGCAGUACUUAUUUUCUAAAAUAAUAAAUAGUUUGUUUGACACAUUUCAAUUAGUUCUCUUAUCUGAUGUCAUGAUGGGCAGGUUAUCUACAUUAGAAUCAGAUGGUUUACAAGUAUAUUUAGUUACUUUGCCUCGAAUAGAUUGGCAUAGUUGAAAUUAAAACCGGUAAUCAUUUAUCAAUCCACACAUCAUAUGCUUCUCUAUUACAAACCUAACCAUAUGGACUUGCAUAGAACUUUUAAACUAUGAACUUUCAAUAUGAUGUAAAUGACUAAAAAUAUUCAACCACUAACGUAUCUCAGGGACUAAUUUCUCCAAUUCUUACUUAAUUGAUUCCUCUUCCUAAGGUUGUUCCUCUUUUUCCUAUUCUUGAGGGAAGGUUAUUCUGAGAUCUCAUUUAUGUGUUAAGAGCCGAAAGAAUUGAUUGUGAUAGAGUGAAGUAUCACUGAGUAAAUUGUAACAAACAGCACCUUUUGGGACCCUUGUUCUUUCAGAGUUGGGUUGUCCCAACGACAAACACUUGUUAUAACCCAUGUAGGCUUUUUAUGAAUUGAUAUGUGGUUCAGUGACAAGAAAGUGAAAUGAAGUGAGUUGCAUGAUCAUCAUCUGAUGAUCUUAUAAGCUCAAACUAAAGCGUAUUGUUGGGUUAUGUUGGAGACUUAUAGGUUCAUAGUUAAAUUGAGAUAGAGGAAUGAUGUAUCAAGAAUGGCACUCAAUACCAAUAAUUAAUAAUCAUAUUCAUAUCAUGCCUGAAUCGAGUAAGAGGUAACUUCACUCAAUGGGAACAGGUAAAAAAUGCUUCCGGACCCGCCAGAACUUUCACCCUUUUCUUUAUUAUUAAAUUAAAAUUGUUUGGUGCUAAUGUAGGUGAUCUUCCUAAAUCUAUCACUAAUUGAAUUGCGCCACUCAAGAUCAAAUGGGCACUUACUAACUGAAAAUGGAAAAAAAAGGUUAAGCAAAUUCCUACGUGGUAACUAAAAAAAAUCAACAUUACUUGUUGGGAGUGGAUCUUCAUAAUUGAUUUUUUUUUCUUUUUCUCCUUUC